GGAGCCUGUCACCCUCCCGCCUGCCUGCAGUGCCUCCAUUACCGCUUCUUCGAGGAGUGGAGAGGAGGCAUUUGGGGACUCCCACCCUCAUCCACCCCCCAUUUUGAGGACUGGGUGGAGCUGGGAGGGCCCAGCGGCCGAGAGGGGAGAGAAGGAGGGGAGGGAGGAAGGGUAGGCGGGGCCCCUCCUUGGUGGCCUCUUGCCUGGUGGGCAGGGAGGCCCCAGGCCAUUCGGCUCCUGGACAGCAGCAGAGGCAGCAGCAGCGCCGGGGCCAUGGCAGAGGACGGGCCGAAGCAGCCGCAGAUCAGCAUGCCACUGGUCCAGGACGAGGCCCUGACCAAGCAGAUGCGGCUGCGCGUGGAGAGCCUGAAGCAGCGCGGGGAGAAGCGCCAGGACGGGGAGAAGCUGCUGCGGCCGGCGGAGUUCGUGUACCGUCUCGACUUCAUCCAGCAGCAGAAGCUGCAGUUUGAGCGCUGGGAUGUUCUGCUGGACAAGCCGGGCAAGGUCACCAUCACGGGCACCUCCCAGAACUGGACGCCCGACCUCACCAACCUCAUGACGCGCCAGCUGCUGGAACCUGCGGCCAUCUUCUGGCGCAUGGAAGGCUCGGAUGCCGUGGAUUGGAACGAGGCCGACGCCCUGGAGUUCGGGGAGCGCCUGUCGGAACUGGCCAAGAUCCGCAAGGCCAUGUACUUCCUCAUCACCUUCGGCGAGGGCAUGGAGCCCGCCAACCUCAAGGCCUCCGUGGUCUUUAACCAGCUCUGAGGCAGCUGCCCACUGCUGCCCCCUGCUCUUGCCCAUCUGCCCUGCCCCCUGCUCCCGCCCCCAGGUGUGUAUUUGGGGACCUGUUUCUAGUUGCUGUCCUGUGCUCAGCGUGGCCAGGACCCC
Molecule: messenger RNA, 888 nt
Organism: Myotis davidii
Lineage: Eukaryota; Metazoa; Chordata; Mammalia; Chiroptera; Vespertilionidae
Gene: OMP
Product: olfactory marker protein
Exons: 1
Coding region: 274-765 (163 amino acids)
Biological process (GO): signal transduction; sensory perception of smell
Cellular component (GO): axon; nucleus; neuronal cell body
Source: RefSeq, a predicted model, not a curated record